This is a messenger RNA of Phragmites australis (common reed), 4425 nucleotides long. RefSeq lists its product as uncharacterized. NCBI's taxonomy places the organism in Eukaryota, Viridiplantae, Streptophyta, Magnoliopsida, Poales, Poaceae. The transcript has 8 exons. Gene Ontology annotation, molecular function: protein kinase activity; ATP binding. The record is from RefSeq and is a predicted model, not a curated record. The coding region runs from base 1210 to 4191 and encodes 993 amino acids. Gene Ontology annotation, biological process: protein phosphorylation.
AACCCCCAAUUCGACUGAAAGAAAAAAAAAUCGCCAAUUCAAUUGUAAGGAAAAAAGGGAAAUUCCCAAUUUGACUGGAGGAAAAAAAAAAGAAAUCUUCUAUUCGUUUGUAACAUAAAAAUAGAAAUCCCUAAUUCGAAUUUAAUAAAAAAGAGAAAUAGCCGAUUCAGUUGUAAGGAAAAAAAAGAAGGAGAAAUCCCAAUUUGACUGGAAGAAAAAAAAGAAAUCCCUGAUUCGUUUGUAACAGAAAAUAGAAAUCCUCAAUUCCACUCUAAGAGAGUAAUAAAAGGAAAAGAAAUCCCUGAUCCGAUUGUUAGAAAAAAAAACACAAAUUGACUGUAAGAAAAAAAAAAGGAGAAAUCCCCGAUUCGAUUGUAAGAAGAAAAAAAAAUCCCCAUUGUAAAAAAGAAAUGGAAAUCCCCGAUUCUAGAACCCCCAAUUCGAUGACUCGCUCCGUCGCUGCAUUCUCAUCGAUCCACCGUCUCUCCGCGCUCCGCUGCUCUGAAUCCACUCGACGGGAGCUGCAGAAUGCGACACCUAGACGGUGAGCGGGGCGCCACGAUGGCUGCACUCCUGGCCGAUUGGCGAAGGCGGCUGCGCGUGGGAUGCUGCCGGCGGCGUGCCGGAGCGGUGGCGGCCGGCUGAUUCGCCAAGAGCUGCUCCGGGCGCCGUUCGCUUCACAUAUGGUUGCAACUUGAUUCCUCUUAAACUUCCUAAUUUUCCUCACUUGGGACUUCACUUGAAGCUUCUUCCAUUUCCAUGAACCCGUUCCAGAAAUAAGCUCGCCGUGAUUUUUUAGAAGUUGUUGAAACUUGCCUGAAUCUCUUAAAACUUGCUCAAAUAUAUGAAAAUUUGUUGAAACUUGCUGCAACCUGCUAGCAGAGUAGAAGUCUCAAAACCUUGCAUUAAUCUUUGUUGAAACUCACCUUUUGAGACUCAAAGUUUCAGCCUUGAAACUUAAAACUCACCUUCCAUACUAAUAGUUUCUGUUUCAGUUAGUUUCGAUUGUAAAACCAGCUAUUAGCUCCCAUAUUAAGAUGAUGUCAGAGCAGCUCGAGCAGCUACGCCAUGCAGCUCGCCAUCGUCAAAUUGAAAACGGCCUCCAACAGCAAUGCCAUGCAGCUUGGCAUCCCUGUAGACUGGCCAUCUCGCCUCGCUCGCUCGGCAAGCAACCACUUGUAGCAUUCCCAUCAUUGUGCUGGCUUGGGCAUGGAUUGCCAAGGGAGCAAUCUUAGAGAUUUCCUUCAAACUAAUGGACAUAUCAUGCUUCAAAGAGUGGACAACAACUAUGGCUUGAGAUAUUUCACUGAAAAUGAGAUACAACACAUCACCAAUGGAUAUAGCACUAUGCUGGGAAAAGGGGCAUUUGGUCAGGUCUACAAAGGAACGCUGGACGAUCAUUCCUCAGUUGCCGUAAAGAGAUACAUACAUGGGACCCGGAAAGAGGACUUUGCCAAGGAGGUGAUAGUGCACUCUCAAAUAAACCACAAGAAUGUUGUUAGACUACUGGGCUGCUGCACGGAGGAAAAUGCUCUAAUGAUUGUCAUGGAGUUCAUCUCUAACGGAAACCUCUACAGCAUCCUUCAUUGCAGCAGCGCUAUUGGUCAUGUUCCCUUCCCUUUGGACAAACGUUUAGACAUUGCCAUCGAGGUUGCUGAAGUCCUAUGGUGCAUGCAUUCGAUGUAUAGUCCCGUUCUUCAUGGUGACAUCAAACCUGAAAAUAUACUGUUAGACGAAAAUCUUACACCAAAGAUAUCAGAUUUUGGAAUAGCAAGAUUACUUUGUGCUAAUGGGGCCCAGCAUACCAUAAAUAUCAUUGGUUCCAUAGGUUACCUUGAUCCCGCAUACUGUGAGAGUGGAAUUCUAACCCCAAAGAGCGAUGUUUACAGUUUCGGAGUGGUUUUGCUGGAAAUUAUCACCAGAAAGAAAGCAGUGGAUGGGACCAUUAUCCUCACUCAAUGUUUCAAUGGGGCGCUUGAAAAAGGGGAGGAUGUGCUGCAUAUGUUCGAUGCGGAAAUCAACGAUGCAAAAAACAUGAAGUUUCUCAGAGACAUUGGAAAGUUAGCAGCUGAAUGCUUGAGGAGGGACGCCAAAAUGCGCCCUGAAAUGAUUGAAGUUGCAAUCAGUUUACGGAUGAUUAGGAAUGCUCUGCAGGGCGAACAAGGAAAUCCAAGUCCAAUCAACUCAAUUUCCUCAAAGAAAGUAGGGUCAGCUGCACACCAGUUUGGCAAUCUAAAUAUAUUCGAAGAAGAUGAAAUGAAGAAGAUGACUAGAAACUACAGCAUGGCCUUCAGGGUAGAGUUGCGUGAACAUCUAUACAAUGGAGUCCUUGGCAACGGUCAUCCAGUUAUAGUAGAACAACUUAGAACACGCUCCGAAACUGACAGAGAGAUGUUUCUGAAGACUAUGAGCAUAUUGAGUCGAAAGAAUCACAGAAACGUUGUGAAUGUUGUUGGCUUCCACUUAGGGAAAUCUGUUUCAGAGUGUGUAUACGAAUCUUGCAGUGAGUUAUCCCAGUCUAACAAUGGUUCUCUAUCAUUCUCUAACAGAAACCUUUAUGAGACUAUCUGUUCCACGGAAAAACUUCCUCUUCAUCUUCGUCUGUUGAUAGCAGUGCAGUGCGCAGAGGGCCUGGUUCAUAUCCAUUCAUAUGCAGCUGAAAAUCCUGAUUUGUGUGGCGCCAGCCUCUUGGGAAAUUUCAGGUCUGCCAAUAUAUUUCUGGACAGGAACUUUGUGCCAAAAGUCUUCAAUGCGAACUUGUCAACAUUUCUUGGCCUUUCAGUUAUGCAGCGAACUAACAUCUUUGCUUUUCAUAUUCAUGACCACGGAUCAGAAAGGUAUUAUUUAGACCCAAGCAAUGUUUCUGGUCAGCUGUUCAACCCGAAAUCUGAUGUUUAUAGCUUUGGAGUAGUUCUUUUGGAACUCAUCACUUGGAAGACAGUGAGAUACAUGUCUGCUGGGACAGCUCAUAUCCUUACCACAGACUUCCUUGAUACUUAUAGAUCAAACCGUAAUGCAAUAGACAUCUUUGGCAAGGUUUAUGAUGAACAAGGCAGGUGCUUUCUUCACGAGGCCAUUGCCAUUGCAAUUGAAUGCUUACAACUUGAUCUCCAAAAGCGGCCAGAAAUAAGCGAUGUACUUUCCCGUCUCCGGAUCAUCGCUUCAGCUCAAAGUAUCAGAAGCAAACUCACUGUUGGUCGCAACAAUGAACCUAGCCACGUCACAGCCCCUACCCCUGUCAACGACACUGCCAAAACUCUUCCAACUGCUCUAUCAAACAUUUCCCUGGAAGAACUGAAUAAAAUAACCAGGAACUUCAGUAGUGAUAUUCUAAUAGGACAGGGGUCAUACGCUAGAGUUUUCAUUGGAGUGCUUCGAGAUGGACGGGAAUGUGCAGUAAAGAAUCUCUAUCCUACUGAAAAAAUUCAAGUACAGGUUCCGACUAUUUUAGGAAUGUGCAAGCAUGACAAUGUUGUGCAACUUCUUGGAUAUUAUGUCAAAGGGGACACUCGUAUUCUUGCUUAUGAGUACGCAUCAAGGGGCUCCUUGCAUGAUAUUCUUCAUGGUAAAAGGGUUGUUAAGGGAGCCCAACCAGGACCACCUCUGUCAUGGUUGCAGCGCGUGAAGAUUGCCAUAAGUGCUGCAAAAGGGCUUGAGUUCCUCCAUGAGAAGGCUAAACCUCCCGUCAUCCACACCAACAUAAAGUCCAGCAACAUAUUUCUCUUCGACGAUGAUGUCGCAAAAAUAGGUGAUCUCGGUGUCUCCAAAGAGCUGACCCCUAACAGGGAUGAUUUCUACGGUUAUGACCGGAUUCGUCCUCAGUAUGGUUUUGGCUAUGAAGCACCUGAGUGCGUGAUGGGAGGAGAGUAUAGAAAAAAGAGUGAUAUCUACAGCUUCGGGGUUGUACUGUUGGAGCUUUUAACUGGCCGCACAGUAGGUGACCCUCCACCGCCGCAUAGGCAGCAGAACCUUGUGACAUGGGCUAUCCCAAGGCUUAGUGAAGACAAGGUGAAACAGUGUAUAGAUCCAAGGCUUGGAGGAGAAUACCCCCCCAAGGCUGUUGCCAAGAUGGCUGCUGUGGCUGCACUGUGCUUGCAGUACGAGGCGGAUUUCCGGCCCGAAAUGAGCAUCGUCGUCAAGGCUCUGUGCCCGUUACUGUACAGGAAGGAGUACUCGUCCCAGCAUUCGUGAAGCAGCUGGAGUGUGAGGCUAGCGGUUACACGACAUUGCGAGCUCAAGAUCACACGAUAGGGCAUGUGGGUGACUUGGUGUCGAGCAGAAGAUUAUCAUUGCCGCAUUCCCCUAGACAGUUUGUCCAUGUAAAUUUUAGGCUUGUUACAAUGGAUCAGCAUGGUUCGUCUUGUUUGGUUACUUAUGAAACACACAAUGCUACAUGUUUUUAUAUAAAAAAAUAUAUUAUUCCGA